Messenger RNA from Xenopus tropicalis (tropical clawed frog), 1240 nucleotides. It is a transcript of the gene spata17, whose product is annotated as spermatogenesis associated 17. NCBI's taxonomy places the organism in Eukaryota, Metazoa, Chordata, Amphibia, Anura, Pipidae. The transcript has 10 exons. Gene Ontology annotation, cellular component: cytoplasm. The record is from RefSeq and is a predicted model, not a curated record. The coding region runs from base 42 to 1118 and encodes 358 amino acids.
UCCUGUCUCCAUGGAGACGCGUCCGUACUGCUGUGCCAGACAUGGCAGCCCUGGGGAGCGUACGGGAGCGCUUGGGAGAGCUCAGACUGGAGUACAUUGUAGCGCACAGAUUAGCCGAAGAUAACAGGCUGAAAGAAUAUAAUGCCGCCGUGGCUAUCCAGAGCUGGUUUAGAGGAUGCCAAGUUCGGGCUUACCUAAGGUACCUUCACAAAAUGGUGACUGUGAUCCAGAAAUGGUGGCGAGGAUAUGUUGCAAGAAAAUAUUUUAGAAGCAAGGUGAAGACAGCGUACUUUAUUAUGAAGAUGAAUUUCUACAAUGAAAUGGCUGUCAGGAUCCAGAAGAGGUGGAGAGGCUACUUUGUCCGGAAGUAUGUACAUAAUUACUAUGCCUUGAAGAGGUACCUAGAAGGUGUGGCCAUCAAAAAUAAUAUUGUCAGGAAGGAACUUGAUAAAUAUGCUGAUAUUAAAUCAAGAGAACAAGCAAAGAAAAAGAUGGAAAAUGAAGAGCGAGAAAAGGAAUACCAUGCUAGGAAGAUGCAUUACCUCCUCAGCACCGAACAGGUUCCUGGUAUAUACAAUUCCCCUUACAGACCAUUCCCAGAUUCUAUGGAGAUCCGGCUACAAAAGGCAAGACCGUUAAGUCAUAAAGAUCGUCCAAUGGAAAAGCCUGAAAAUCCAGAUCUACUCUAUUCAGACUGCAGAGACGCCUUUUCUUUUCCCAUAAUGCAGCCUCUGCCACCAAUUGGCAUGAAGAGACCACAGGGACCCUUCCGUGAUACGGCUGAAGUAUUGCAGCAACGCUACAAACCCCUGGAACCAACCUUGCGAGUGGCAACAUCAAUCAGUUCAGUGGAAGAAGCCAGAGAGGAGCUCAAAAGGCAGGAAUGGAGACGGGGCGUCCAUGAUAAAGGAUUUGCUCCCUUUUCUUCGUUUCAUAAAACAAAAGGUUAUGAUCCGCUGAUCCACACAUCUUCCGACUACAAGCAAAUCUCAUUUGUCACGCGGGCGGAACAGCCAGAGAAAUGGGUAGCAAAGAAGGACUUUCGAACAGUCUUCACACCCGUUCCCCUUUUCGAUAAAUUCGGAAAAAUGUACUCAAAGACGGGCGGAAUCGUGUAACUGCACCCAAGAUGCGACUGCGGAACAUACCAAAACUUGUUUUAAUCUGAAAGCCAUUCCUCAAAAAACUUUAUUUUGGAAGUGUAUGGUCCAUUUUAAUAAUAAAGCAAAUUUAGCUGGAA